AAUGGCAGUAAGUGAUUGCUCUGUGUGAGCUUGCCUAGGGAGUGGCUGGGAUGAGUGCAGAAAGUGGGAAGAUGCGUGGUCAUGCUUCCUCCUCUGGUGACAAGAAGUCCAAGAGAAAGCCUAAGAGAAAGGAAACUUAUUCAGUCUAUAUCUACAAAGUUCUGAAGCAGGUGCACCCUGACACAGGAAUCUCCUCCAAGGCCAUGAGCAUCAUGAACUCGUUUGUCAAUGACAUCUUUGAGCGGCUGGCCGUGGAGGCGUCGCGCCUGGCUCAGUACAACCACCGCUCCACCAUCACCAGCAGGGAGGUGCAGACGGCCGUGCGGCUGCUGCUGCCUGGUGAGCUGGCCAAGCACGCCGUGUCCGAAGGCACCAAGGCUGUCACCAAGUACACCAGCAGCAAGUGAUGCUGUGUUGCAAUAAAGCCUUCCUGCUCUGA
Molecule: messenger RNA, 439 nt
Organism: Meleagris gallopavo (turkey)
Lineage: Eukaryota; Metazoa; Chordata; Aves; Galliformes; Phasianidae
Gene: H2BK1
Product: H2B.K variant histone 1
Cellular component (GO): nucleosome
Molecular function (GO): protein heterodimerization activity; structural constituent of chromatin; DNA binding
Source: RefSeq, a predicted model, not a curated record